Molecule: messenger RNA, 534 nt
Organism: Schistosoma turkestanicum
Lineage: Eukaryota; Metazoa; Platyhelminthes; Trematoda; Strigeidida; Schistosomatidae
Source: the annotation of a GenBank genome assembly
AUGUGUGAUACAUUAACUGGAUGUUAUUCGGGAUUAUAUACAUUUUUAAAUAUUUCAACACAACAAUUGAAUAGUUCUAAACGUGAAGAAUUAUUACGUAUUUAUUGGGAAGAAGUAAAUGAAUCGAAAAAUCAAUCAGAAAUUCCAUUGGUUUUAUUCAUUGUUACAAUUUUAUUAUUUUUAAGUAUGAUAUUAUUUGGUGCAUUCGGUAGUAGUCUUGUGAUAUUCAUUGUACUGAGGAAACGUUCAAUGCGUACACGUGGAAAUUUAUUCAUUCUGAAUUUAGCUAUUUCUGAUUUAACUUUAUGCCUGAUUACACAACCAUUUAAUUUGUUACGUUUGUUGACUGGUAAUCGUAAUUGGAUAUUCGGUCAGUUUAUGUGUAAAUUUUCUGCAAUGUUUCAAGGAACUAAUAUAUUCGUGUCGACAUUUAGUAUUACAGCAAUUGCAAUCGAUCGAUUUCAAGAUUUUUCUUCCGGUCUAUUACAUUCUGGUAUAGAAAAAACAAAAUUAUUCUCCAUUGAAAAUAGUUAG